Messenger RNA from Perca fluviatilis (European perch), 492 nucleotides. RefSeq names its product CD209 antigen-like protein D. The transcript has 5 exons. Gene Ontology annotation, biological process: biological process involved in interspecies interaction between organisms. The record is from RefSeq and is a predicted model, not a curated record. Gene Ontology annotation, molecular function: carbohydrate binding. NCBI's taxonomy places the organism in Eukaryota, Metazoa, Chordata, Actinopteri, Perciformes, Percidae. Gene Ontology annotation, cellular component: external side of plasma membrane. The coding region runs from base 1 to 492 and encodes 163 amino acids.
AUGACGCAAGCGAACGUCUUCCUCUUGCUUUUCUCCACCAAACGAAAUGUUGAGGCUGGUUUCAAAAACCUGACUGAGGAGAGAGAUGACCUGAACAGGAAGCUGAAUAACUUAGCUCAAAAAGGAUGGGAGUAUUUCAGCGGUAGUUUGUACUACAUUUCUUCUAUCAAGAAAAACUGGCAAGAGAGUAGAGAUGACUGUCGUCAAAAGGGUGCAGACCUGGUGAUUAUCAACAGCAAAGAAGAACAGGAUUUCACAAUAAAAUUUACGAAGAUCAUGUGGAUUGGCCUGACUGACUCAGAGACAGAGGGGAUGUGGAAAUGGGUGGAUGGGACUCCACUGACCAAAAGCUACUGGGUUUCCGGGGAGCCUAACGGUGACAAAAAGGAGAACUGUGUGAAAAUAAAGAAGUUUGAUUCAGAAAACAGCUGGAAUGAUCUAAGCUGUUCCACUCUACUCAACUGGAUCUGUGAAAUGAAAGACCGUCCAUAA